AUGCGUCUCACUGAACAACACCAUCAGCUUGCCCCGAAGCCCGGCUACGUAUACCUCUUUGACUCCACCAUCCCCCAUCAACGAUAUUACUUCGUUAGCGAACUAGGCUACGGAGUUCAAAGUCAUGCUCAGCUCGUCCUGGACAGAGAGACAGGCCUGAAGGUGGUUCAGAAAGUGGAUAGGAAACUUCGUCCUUCCACUCUCGAACAUGAGGAGCCAGCCGAUAUCACCAUUCUACGCCGACUCAUCAGUUCCCACCGUCUGGCGGACUACCGGCCGAGAUGGAUUACACUUCUCAACUAUGACCAAGUUCCCGCUUACCAGGAGACCGAGAGAGCAGGUACUCAUCUGAACUAUCAAGUGAGUUACUGGAAGUUCUGCAACGGCAGAACACUCUAUAACAUGGUAGACCCUUACAUCCUGGAACAAACGUUGUGGCUAGCAGGCAAUCAAAACGGUACGGCGCCUGGAGUUCCAUUGCCCAAGAUUCCAAUCUCAUUAGUCGCCCGUGCUAUCCGCAACAUAUGCGAGACCUUGGAGGUCAUGUACCAAGGAGGCACUGAGGCCGUCUACCACUGCGACCUGCACGCUAGCAACAUAUUUCUUCACUGGACAAAGGAAGACCCGCUGCCAGAGUUCUACAUCGGGGACUUUGGCAUGGCUCGAACCGCAAGCCAGUCACUCCUGGACUCCAAGAAAUUUUGUCCUAAAAACGGGAUACCCUUUGACAAGCAGCCGCAAGGAACUAAGCCUCCAGACGUUGCCCCAGAAGGCUUCCAGCGUCGAUGGGAUUUCGUCAUUAACCACGAGUGUAGCUUGGCCAGAUUCUUCGGUGUCAUGUCCAGGGUCGCAGCCACCAAAACGGCAGAGGAGAACGUGAUGUGCAUUGGCAUUGUUCGAUUGCCGAUUCCGCGACCUCAAGCACCGCAACGGAGAGGCUUGGUGAAGCAGAUCGCGCAGCAGAAGAACCAACCGACGCGGCAGGCGCAUAUAAGUACCAGAGACAAAGAAGCAAACGCCAACAACGCCAACAGCCCCGGAAUAUUCAAUGCUGGUACCAUUGAAGCUGCGGGGCAUUUGGAGAAGGAGGCUUUGCAAUGGGAGCAACAUACCCACAACUUCCAGGAGUUUGUCAGGGAAAGAAAAAAGAAGGCGCUGCUUCAAGAGUUCGAGACUUCCCCGUUUGUGUUUAGACGUGAUGGGCCGGAGGCAAAGAAGAUCCUGCGGACAGCGUUGAGGUUGCCGGAAAGAAAUCCUUACAGGGUUUAUCAUGGGCGCAGGGUGAAUGCGACGGAGAGUCUUGAGGAGAUUUGGGGAAGGGAAAAUGUAGCUGGGUCUUGGCGGGUUGUCGAGGUUAGGGUGUAA
Sordaria macrospora k-hell is the source of this 1365-nucleotide messenger RNA. RefSeq lists its product as uncharacterized. Gene Ontology annotation, biological process: protein phosphorylation. Gene Ontology annotation, molecular function: ATP binding; protein kinase activity. The record is from RefSeq and is a predicted model, not a curated record. Lineage: Eukaryota; Fungi; Ascomycota; Sordariomycetes; Sordariales; Sordariaceae.